UGGCAGAGCGGCGGGCUCUGUGUCCGGGACUUCUCCCCCGGUGCUCUCCGUGGGGGCUGAGCGGCGGCUGCCCUGCGUCUAUUCGUCCUCCUGAAGAUGCACCCGGACUUGUCUCCACACUUGCACACCAAAGAAUGCAACAUCUUGAUUGACUUGCUUAAGGAGUGUCACAAAAAGCACAACAUUAUGAAGUUUUUUGGUCAUUGCAACGACCUUGAUCGGGAAAUGAGGAAGUGCUUAAAGAAUGAGUACAUGGAGAAGAGGACCAGGAGCAGGGAGCACGGCGCUGAGAUGCGGAAGAGACUCUCCGAUCUGCCAGAGGAAGGGGGAAGAUAGCUCAUGGUGGCUUGGAGACCUGAAGAUGGCUGGUAGCAAGAAAAAGUCCCUUCUCUUUGGUCUCUUGAACCCUUUUGAGUGAAAAGUGAUCCAUGAAGAACUAGCUCAUGGAGAGUCAUGAGACUGUGGAUUCUCCGUAGUUGUUGAGCAAAAGCCUUUUGGACUGUGCCUCCAAGACAGUUUCCUCUGCUGCUGCCUGAGCCUGUGUCCACCUAAUACUGACUCGUCUCCACAAUAAAGUCAUCAGUGCUGGC
Molecule: messenger RNA, 590 nt
Organism: Meriones unguiculatus (Mongolian gerbil)
Lineage: Eukaryota; Metazoa; Chordata; Mammalia; Rodentia; Muridae
Product: COX assembly mitochondrial protein 2 homolog
Exons: 1
Coding region: 97-336 (79 amino acids)
Cellular component (GO): mitochondrion
Source: RefSeq, a predicted model, not a curated record